AUGCAGACCGCUGCACGGUGGCUAUUGCCCUGGCUUCUUCCCUAUUCAGCCUGGACCCGUGCCGCCAUCACCGAGGAGUCCCAUGCACUGAACUUCGUCCAAAGGAAGGUUCUGCCACGAGUCGCUCCACCACCCACGCUUUCAGCAGUUCAAAGUGUACCUUCACAGCCCUGGCUCAUGCACAAAUACAUCUUUGUCGCUCAUCACAAGGCGGGUGUAUUCUUGAUGGGUGAUCUAAAGACAUCAAUCUUCAGGGCUCUUGGGGCGGCGGAGAGCGACAUGGGGGUGUGGAGUCAGCCUUGUUAUCCUGGCGAAUGUGUCUCACCAGAGGCUCCGAUCCAGUUCUGGAUGGACCUCUAUUCAUACGAAAGGGCGCAGGAGGCGAGGGAAGCUGCCGGCGCAAAAGGCAUGCGCGUCGUGGGAAUCGUGCGGGAUCCGGUGUCCAUGAUCGUCUCAGCAUACUGCUACCACCAUCGGGGCGAAGAGCUCUAUAACCUCAUGUUCUUGCCCGAACUUAUAUUGCAGCUCAUGGGUCCCAAGGAAGGGCUCAAGUUUGUUGCAGAGCGGAUGCUGCCACUAGUUGCAAACAUGACCAGCGCCUUUGAGUUGCCCUCCAAUGAUACUUUCCACCUCGUCUACGAGAAGGUCACCAGUUCUUCUGUGGGUUUCGACCAGCAGGUUGGAGAGAUGACCAGCUUCUUGUUCCAGGACCUUAUUACUCCCGCACAGCGCAGCCAGGUCCUCAACGCGACGCAGUCGGCAGAUCUGCAUCGUCACCCGGCCGUCGGAAAUCACGGGAAUGACCAAGAAUGCGAGGACCAAGUGCGCAAGUACGUGCCCUCGCUGCCCCCAGAGCUCUUGUCACGUUACCGCUCCUUCCAGGAGCGACUGGGAUAUGCAGUACCCUGA
Symbiodinium natans is the source of this 909-nucleotide messenger RNA. Lineage: Eukaryota; Dinophyceae; Suessiales; Symbiodiniaceae. The record is from the annotation of a GenBank genome assembly.